This is a messenger RNA of Neoarius graeffei (lesser salmon catfish), 705 nucleotides long. RefSeq names its product MORN repeat-containing protein 3-like. Bases 1 to 705 code for a protein of 234 amino acids. NCBI's taxonomy places the organism in Eukaryota, Metazoa, Chordata, Actinopteri, Siluriformes, Ariidae. The record is from RefSeq and is a predicted model, not a curated record. The transcript has a single exon.
AUGUCUUUCACCAAAAUAUCACGGAGCCGUUGGGAAGAUUUAGAAAAAAGGACUCUGAAGAACGGCCGCUGCCACACCUUCUACAGCCCGAACGGAGAUACCUACACCGGAGAGUGGAGGGAUAACCUGAGACAUGGGAAGGGAACUCAGGUGUGGGUGAGAGCCAGAACGAUGUAUGACGGCGAAUGGAAAAUGAAUAAGCGUGACGGUUUUGGGAUGAUAAAAAAAAUGGAGCCGUCAACUCAAAAAUAUUCAUCAGUUUAUAGAGGAUACUGGAGAAAUGAUAAAAAGGAGGGGACUGGUACAUUCCUCUACAGUUCCUCAGGGCGAUAUGAUGGGGAGUGGGUGGAGAAUCAGAGAAGUGGACUGGGGAAGAUGGUUUAUGAGAAUGGAAAUGUGUAUGAAGGACAAUGGCUCAGGGAUAAACCGAACGGCCAGGGCAUGCUGUUACUCAGGAAUGGGAACAUAUAUGAGGGCUCCAUGAAGGAUGGGAAAAAACAUGGACAUGGACGCUUUAUCUACAUGGACAGGGGUCAGGUGUACGAGGGCUUCUGGGUAGAUGAUAUCCCAAAGUGUGGUAUAUUGUAUGAGUACAACAGGGAGAAUACGCACACACCACAGCUUAACCGUAUCCUUCCAGUGAUGCUGAAGGAUGUUCAGGCAGUGCUGGACGAUGGACUCAGCUGUUUCUACUCCAAGGAUUAA